AUGGACAGCAUCACCAGUAAAAGCAGCGCAGUGGCUCAUGAGGUAAUGACCCAGAUUAACAAGUUGUUUCUAUGAGAUUCCAACAUAAUGAAUGUCACUGAAGUAACUCUCUUUGUACUCAAGGGAUUCACAGACAGCCACGGAUUGCAGAUUGUCUUCCUCUUCCUGUUUCUCGCCAUCUACCUUUUCACUCUCCUGGGAAAUUUGGGACUGAUUGUGUUGGUCCUUGGGGAUUCUCGACUCCAUAACCCCAUGUACUAUUUCCUGGGAGUCCUGUCUUCAGUAGAUGCCUGCUACUCUUCUGUCAUCACCCCAAAUAUGCUAGUAGAUUUUAUGUCAAAGAAGAAAGUCAUUUCAGUCUCUGGGUGUGCAACACAGAUGUUUCUUGCGGUUAUGUUUGGGACCACAGAAUGUUUUCUGUUGGCUGCCAUGGCUUAUGAUCGCUAUGUAGCCAUCUACAACCCUCUCCUCUACACAGUGAGCAUGUCACCCAGAGUCUAUGUACCCCUCAUUAUCGCCUCUUAUAUUGGUGGAUUUGCUCAUGCCAUUGUACACACGGUGGCCACUUUCAGACUGUCCUUCUGUGGAUCCAAUGAAAUCAGACACAUCUUCUGUGAUAUCCCAGCUCUCUUGGCAAUUUCUUGUUCUGACACUCAUUUAAACCAGCUGCUCCUCUUCUACUGCGCGGGGUCUAUUGAGCUGGUCACCAUCCUGAUUGUCCUGGUCUCCUACGGCUUCAUUCUGGCUGCGAUCCUGAAGAUGCGUUCUGCUGAAGGGAAGCGAAAGGUCUUCUCUACCUGCGGCUCUCACCUGACGGCAGUGUCGAUUUUCCACGGCACGGUUCUUUUCAUGUAUGUGAGACCCAGCUCUAACUAUGCCCUGGAGCAUGACAUGGUCGUGUCAAUAUUUUAUGCUAUCAUGAUUCCUAUGUUGAAUCCCCUAAUAUACAGCUUGAGGAAUAAAGAUGUAAAGCAGGCGAUGCAGAAGUUAUUUAGAAAAUAUUUUCUUGCACUAAAAUAG
Molecule: messenger RNA, 1020 nt
Organism: Dipodomys ordii (Ord's kangaroo rat)
Lineage: Eukaryota; Metazoa; Chordata; Mammalia; Rodentia; Heteromyidae
Product: olfactory receptor 1086-like
Exons: 2
Biological process (GO): G protein-coupled receptor signaling pathway; sensory perception of smell
Cellular component (GO): membrane
Molecular function (GO): odorant binding; G protein-coupled receptor activity; olfactory receptor activity
Source: RefSeq, a predicted model, not a curated record